AUGGACGGCGGCAGUGGCGGCUGCGCCAGAGAUAGCCGCCGGGAGUUGCUCGGCGGAGGCGCGGCGGAUAUCGAGGACGGGGAGUCGUCGUGGAGGCUCAACAUAAGCGAGUUCCGAUUGCCGGAGCGCGAUGCCGAUCAUCGUCAUCACGCUUUCAGCGUCCGGCGGCUCCUGCGGAACAAGAGAAAACAGCGAAAAAUUUCCGAGUACUACAAAAAGCAGGAGAGGCUCCUGGAAGGAUUUAAUGAGAUGGAGACCAUUCAUGAAUCUGGUUGUUUGCCAGAUGCACUGACAGAGGAUGAAAUGAAACAGCUUGCCAAGAGUGAAAGGAUGGCCGUUCAUAUUUCGAAUGUAUGCAAUCUUUUCCUUUUUAUUGCAAAAGUGUAUGCGUCAGUUGCGAGCAGAUCUUUGGCUGUCAUUGCAUCAACUAUGGAUUCUUUCCUCGACCUAUUAUCCGGUCUGAUCCUGUGGUUUACUUCCAAUGCAAUGAGAAACCCAAACCAUUAUCAUUACCCAAUUGGAAAGAAAAGGAUGCAACCCGUGGGGAUUAUUGUUUUCGCAUCUGUCAUGGCAACUCUGGGACUGCAAAUUAUAUUGGAGUCAGUUCGCCAACUUCUUGCAAAGUCUGGCCCUGAGAUGGACCAUAAUCAGGAAAUGUGGAUGAUUGGAAUCAUGGUGUCUGUAACUGUGAUCAAGUUUCUCCUCAUGCUUUACUGCCGCAGAUUUAAGAAUGAAAUAGUGAGAGCUUAUGCUCAAGACCAUUUCUUUGACGUCAUCACCAACUCGGUUGGACUGGCCACUGCUGUUUUAGCCGUUCGGUUCUUCUGGUGGAUUGAUCCUACCGGCGCCAUACUUAUAGCUAUAUACACAAUCAACACUUGGGCUAAGACUGUGGUGGAGAACGUAUGGUCCCUGAUUGGGCGAACGGCUCCACCAGACUUCCUCGCGAAACUGACGUACCUCAUAUGGAACCAUCAUAAAGAGAUACAGCACAUUGACACGGUCCGGGCCUACACUUUUGGGUCUCAUUACUUUGUGGAGGUGGACAUUGUUUUGCCACAGGACAUGCUGUUGAGCCAGGCCCAUAAUAUUGGCGAGACACUACAGGAGAAGCUGGAGCAGCUUCCUGAGGUCGAGAGGGCUUUUGUUCACAUAGACUUUGAGUUCACUCACAGACCGGAGCACAAGAGCAGUGUAUGA
Molecule: messenger RNA, 1200 nt
Organism: Striga hermonthica
Lineage: Eukaryota; Viridiplantae; Streptophyta; Magnoliopsida; Lamiales; Orobanchaceae
Source: the annotation of a GenBank genome assembly